UCUUCCUCUGCCAUCUCAAAGCAGUAGCCGGUACAUCAUUGCAUCUAAUAUCUACCUUCGGUGGUCGUGUACUGCACUUGCACUCAAGUCAUUACCCCAAACCAUCCAACCAAACUAAACUCUAUGGCUCUGUGAAGACUGCCAAACAGUAUUGUAUCUUUUUUGUUUUCAAAACAUUUUAACACAAUCUUCUUAGUAUUAUGCCGACGUUUUUUCAAGAGGAAAUUUUCUUUUUGUUGUUGUUUGUGGUGCAAAUAAGCUUUUCUAUAUCUUCUUUUAAAACUGGACACACGUCAAGACAACUCAAAACGGAAUCAUCCGCACUAUACAAAAACAACAAAAACAAAAAAACCAAAUACAACAACUACAACAAUCAAGGUGGAAAAUCUCAUUUUCGCAUUUUAACAUUGUAUCUCAUCAACGUCAUCGUCAUCGGUUUUCUAUCUUUUGGCUUUUGCUGGCACCAAUGCAACAACCAUAACUGCACGUACUCGCAUAAAUGCUAUGAAAGAAGAAGGGAGAUGCAAUUAUUGCAUGCUGCUGGUUUUCUGUUGUUUGUUGUUUGUUGUGUUAUCCGUUAAUUUUCUCACCCUGGUGGUCGUUUUUUGUACUUUCUUAUAAAAGGUUGAUCAUGGACACGAUUCGAUAACAAUUCAUGUUUGGAUACUGCUAAGCCAUGAUCAUCAAUAUCAAAUAUUUUCUUAUUCUACAAUUAAUUCUCUUGCCAUUGCUUGUAACUGCAAGUAAUGCUCGUGGAAGGCGUCGACCAGGUGCUCGGACUGAGGCAACAGCAGUCGAAGAAGUAACAGAAAAAGCAGCUGGACCUGAUCAAAUAGCUAUGGCUAGUCGAACUGAAUCUUCCCGAUUUGGAAUGCAGCCAUCCUAUUCCUCAACUAAUCAAGAAACAGAAAACUAUCCAUAUGAGCUAAAUUUGAUCCGUCCCGAAAGCCAGUUUCCGACCAACCCAUCUGGUGUUUCUCAAUACAGUUUCGGCAAUGAAGAACGUCAGGUUGAAGAUGUUGAAACCGCAGAAGAAUAUGUUGCUAAAGCCAUGCAAAUGUAUGGAAGUCGUCUCCAGGAACCUAUAAGAAUCACUGCGGAAAAUACACCAACCCAAAACAAGUAUGAUGUCUUCGAAGCACCCGAACCUGAGACACAAACCCCUGCUCCUGUACAAGCAUCAGCGCCAGUUUUUGAAAAGGACCCCGUUACUCGGUCUUAUGACGUUUAUGAUUACUCAACUUAUGAAACUGUGUCCGAACAGCAAUAUGAACCAAAGUUUGAAACCAAAUACCGUUAUCAACCAAAUAGCAAUUCUGAAAACGCCUAUGUAGCUCCAUCAAUGAGGGGGCAAUCCAAUUCCGAAGAGGACCGUAUUAAGGCUGCAGCUUCUAGUGAAAUCCCUAAAGAAGAAAUCCUCAAGCAAAUUGAAAAAUCGGUCAUCAAGUACAUGAAGGAAAUGGAAGCUGAUGGAAAAAUUAUUCCCCCUUCUGAACCAAAGACAAACUACUAUAAAAUUCAACAAGCCGAAAACACUCAACGAACUCAAGCAACUCCAAAGCCAAAACAAUCCAGUUUCCAAUACUCGACAACUAUGCGCAAUCAAAAUCAAAAACCCGCUCCCAAGCAACAAAGUCAAUCCAACGAAGAGACUUAUUCGAGUUCUUCUCUACAUCAAGAGCUUUCAGAAAGUUUGGCUCCUAAUGUAGAAUUUAUUUAUAAAAUAAAAGCAAGAGCUCCCUUACAGUCUAUGCAAACUUCGAGGCCAUAUUCGAACAAAGUACCAGUAGAAUCCUUCGACCAUUCAGCGGCUCUGAAAAAUAUGGAAGAAUUUGACUUGUCUCAUGUUGUUCAAGAAGAACGAGUUGCAACUAAACCCAAACUGUUCUUCAACUCCGACAUUUAUCAGGACAUCAACUCGUUGCCAUACAAGCCGGAAAAACUUGUCAUCACUCGACCCCACAAGACUAAGGAGCAUCCGGAUUAUAAGGGAUAUUCACUCUACACGGAAGCCAAAGCCGAAGAUGACUCUGAAGACUCGGGAUAUCCAAUAAUGAAUCCCUAUCAAUUUGUCUUUAAGAAGGAGCCAUCAUCGCCUUCCCUCGUUGCCCAAUCAUCAAACUGGGAAAGCUCCCAUAAUAGGCCAUAUUCAUCAGCACCCCAAAACCAGAAGCCUCAAUUGGAAUACGAUACUUAUUCUCCAAAAUACAACAACAAUCCCGAAGGUUAUGGCUACCAGCAUCAGCAUAGUCAAAGCCACAAAUAUCAGGGACGUCAUCCAACUAAGCGAGGCAAGCGUGGCGGACCUCAUCCCCAUGGCAAGAAAGGCACUCGUGGAACAAAGGACCCAGAAGCUAAUGUAGCUCUUAGACCACCACCAAAGGUGUAAUAUUAUAAUACUCAUUAUCAAACACACAAUAUUAAUGUUUAACUUAUUGUUGUGGUUUUAUUCUAAGUUUUUUUUGCAAUAUUUAUUUAUUUGUUAUUUAAGCUUUUGUACAUUAGGAACUAUAUUUUUGUAUUUAUUUGCUUAACAGUUUUAGCUACGUUCUUCAAGGUUUGAAUAAAUUUGACUUGUAAUGUAGAUACCGUUUGGAUGCCUUAUCAAAAAAUAAAGCAUUAUU
This is a messenger RNA of Eupeodes corollae, 2624 nucleotides long. RefSeq lists its product as uncharacterized. The transcript is spliced from 3 exons. Bases 677 to 2389 code for a protein of 570 amino acids. NCBI's taxonomy places the organism in Eukaryota, Metazoa, Arthropoda, Insecta, Diptera, Syrphidae. The record is from RefSeq and is a predicted model, not a curated record.